Messenger RNA from Closterium sp. NIES-65, 2031 nucleotides. NCBI's taxonomy places the organism in Eukaryota, Viridiplantae, Streptophyta, Zygnematophyceae, Desmidiales, Closteriaceae. The record is from the annotation of a GenBank genome assembly.
AUGGCGCCCUCGGCAGCAGUGGCACCCUCAGCUGCAGUGGCGCCGUCAGCAGCAGUGGCGCCCUCAGCAGCCGUGGGGGCCUGGUGGUUCGGUGUAGUUACUUGUGCUUUUAGUGUAGGUGCUUGUGUAGUCACUAGUCCAGCCGUGACGACUGCUGUUGCGUCGCUCUCCUUCACGCUGGACUCAGGACCAGCACUCGCUUGCAGGUCGACCGUUCUCCUGUCCCCGGCUGUCCUUUUUGGUUUCCUCACUGGUCUCUACAUCCCCUCGUUCUCUCGGGUUUUGGUAGCAGAGCCCGGUCAGGUGACUGUGUCCCCCCAGGUAGCAGAGUCCGGUCAGGUUACUGCGUCCCCUCCGGUUGCUGUGUCUAGUGAGGUUGCUGCGUUUGGUCAGGCUGCUACGGAGCGCUACUUUCUAGUGGUCGUUGACGACUACUCCAGGUACACCACGGUGUUUCCUCUCUCGAAGAGGUCCAAGGUGACUUUUACGCUGAUCCGGUGGCUUUUGGCCACUGAGGGCACUCGUGGUGGUCAUGUCCGUUGUCUCCACUCCGACUGUGGGGGUGAGUUUCGCUCUAGCGUCCUUGCCGAGUUCUGCGGCGAGCAUGGCAUAAGACAGUCCUGGAUGCUGCCGGAGUUCCCACAGCGGAAUGGGGUUGUUGAGUGCCGCAUUGGCUUGGUCAUGGACAUCGCCCGCACGUCCAUGAUUCAUGCCUGUGUGCCCCAUUUUCGGCGGCCCUACGCGCUUCGCUACGCCGCGCACCAGCUGAACCUCCAGAGGUUUCACCGACCCGUCUUUGGACCGGGUCCCCUGCUCUCGGCUCGCGCCAUCCCCUGUGUCUUCCUUGGUUUCCCGGUGUGUUCUCCCGACUACUCCUUUCACCACCCGCCCCUCCACCAGUUUCUUGACUCUCGUGACGUCCAGUUUGACGAGUCCGUGUGCUACUACACCCGGUACCCCUAUCAAGGUAUCCCGGUCCUCUCUCCCCCCCUCUUCCUCGCACCCCCUCCUCCCCCUGCCCCCGCUCCUCCGGUACCCCCGUCCCCCCCUGGUCCUGCCCCGUCAGGUACUGCCACUGGUGGUCCUCGGUCUGGGGGCGCUCGUUCGAGAGGUGCUGGAGCUGGAGGUGCUGGGGCAGGUGGUGCUAGCUCUGAGGGUGCUGGAGCUGGAGGUUCUGACACUGGAGGUGCUAGUUUUGGGGGUGUUGGAGCUGGAGGUGCUAGUUCUGGGGGUGCUGGAGCUGGAGGUGAUGGCACUGGUGGUGCUAGUUCUGGGGGUGCUAGAGCGGGAGGUGCUAGCACUGGCGGUGCUAGUUCUGGGGGUGCUGGAGCAGGGGGUGCUGGCGCCAUAAGAGCUGGUACUGAGGAAACGGGAGCUGGAGGCUCGCCUACUGCGUCGCCCACUGCGCCUCCCCACCGCCACGACACCCGUUUCCAGGCCCUUUGCCGGCUUGAGCGCGAGGAGCAGGAGCAGUUGGAGCAGGAGAGGCAGGAUCGUUGUCCUCCACGUGAUCGGCCCUCGUCUCUUACCGACCUCCGCACCGUCUUGUUUUGUUCUCCUCCUCCUCGUUCUCCGCCUAUAUCUGUUCUCCCCUCACCUCCUACAUCGUCUCUCACCGUUGCCUCUCACCCUAUCACUGACUAUUACCGUGUUGCUCGCCCUGUUGUCUCUCGUGCUCUCGCUUCACUUGUCACCGACCCUCGUGCCUCUCCGUCGCCUGCCUCGGCUCUUACUGCCGCUGUCGCUGACUUUGCUUCCACCCCCCAUCUUGACUAUGCCACGCGUGUGGUGGCUUCUCCACCUCUCCGCCCUCUGUCCGUUGGGGGUGAGUCUGCCCUUGGUUGUGACGUCCUAGAGGACAGGCAGUUUGAGCUGGACUUCCUAGCAGCCGCUUCCCCCUCUCUCUGCGCCAUACUGCUUUCCCUUGAGGGAGACCCCGAUGCCCUUGACAUACCGACACCUCGCACGUAUCGUGAGGCAGUGUCAGGGGAAUGGGCCUCUCAGUGGAAAGCGGCUAUGGACUUGAGUUAG